UGGAGCAGCCUGGCCCCAACCUUGUGUCCUCAUCAAGUGAGCUACUGGUCUUCUUCACUCCUGCUCAUGGCAGCUGCCAUGAAAGUGGUCCUGUUUUUCCUCCUCUUUGGGGUCGUCUGGACUCACAAAGUGAGCACAGAGUUUCUAGACACCACAACCACUUUGAAGAUCUCCAAAGAAGUUGUGAUGUCUGUACCUGGAGAGACCUCUGCUUCUUGGGUCUCAACUUUCUCUGAGGCCCCAAACCUCAACUCAGUGACCCCCUACCCUGCAAUAACAGGAGUCCCUGAAGAGGUCAACAGCACUAGGCACCAGAUCUCCCCACCUUCCUCAGAUCUUUAUUCAGCCACUGAAGUGUCCUUUUCUGGGACUUCCACUGCUGCCAGCAGUGACCUCCAUGAAUCUGAGUCAGUGGCCUCCUGGGAAGUUUCCAGCAAGGAGUCAUCAAACCUGGAAAUUAGUGCAAACAGGAACUCUGCUGAACUACUAAGACACUCUCUGGCAUUACAUGUUAUGGCUGAUCGAAUCAUGGCAACUGACACUCUGGAGACCUCUACUGUAGCCAGUGGACCUCUCACCAUCAUGGCGACUGACUCUCUGGAGACCUCCGCUGUAGCCAGUGGACCUCUCACCACCAUGGCAACUGGCUCUCUGGAGACCUCUACUGUAGCCAGUGGGCCUCUCACCAUCAUGGCAGCUGACUCUCUGGAGACCUCCGCUGUAGCCAUUGGGUCUCUCACCACCAUGGCAACUGGCCCUCUGGAGACCUCCGCUAUAGCCAGUGGGCCUCUUACCACCAUGGCAGCUGACUCUCUGGAGACCUCUACUGUAGUCAGUGGGCCUCUUACCACCAUGACAGCUGACUCUCUGGAGACCUCCGCUGUAGCCAGUGGACCUCUCACCACCAUGGCAACUGGCUCUCUGGAGAGCUCCACUAUAGCCAGUGGGCCUCUCACCACCAUGGCAACUGGCUCUCUGGAGACCUCUACUGUAGCCAGUGGGCCUCUUACCACCAUGGCAGCUGACUCUCUGGAGACCUCCGCUGUAGCCACUGGACCUCUCACCACCAUGGCAACUGGCUCUCUGGAGAGCUCCACUAUAGCCAGUGGGCCUCUCACCACCAUGGCAACUGGCUCUCUGGAGACCUCUACUGUAGCCAGUGGGCCUCUUACCACCAUGGCAGCUGACUCUCUGGAGACCUCCACUGUAGCCAGUGGACCCUCCACCAUCAUGGCGACUAACUCUCUGGAGACCCCCAAGGGGGCCAGUGGCUUCCCCAUCUCCACGGUAAAAAUAUCCACCAAUAGAACCAGUGGGGAUUCCCAACCUCUAGGUCAGGAGUUAAAUCGCACCCAGCUGGUGGCUGUGCUGGUGGCUGUGCUGGUGGUCAUUGUCCUCUUGGGCCUACUCCUGCUGUGGCACCAACGGCAGAAGAGGCGGACGGGGGUCCUGACACUAGGCAGGGGUGGAAAGCGCAACGGGGUUGUAGAUGCCUGGGCUGGGCCAGUCCGGGUGUGUGAUGAGGAGGCCCUGAUGGCAGCAGCAGGAGGGCCUGGCGGUGAGAGGGGCCCCGGGGUGUCUGAGGUGGAUGGGUCUGGCCAGCAGCCCAUGCUCACCACAUUCUUUGAAAAACGCGAGUCACACCGGGACUCAGUGGAGCUGGUGGAGCUGGAAGCCAGGUCAGCCCUGGUCCCAAAGGGGGAGGAGGAGCCACUGAUGGACAGCAAGGAAGAGGCUGCCGAGGCCCCCGCUUCAGAGGGACCAGAAGCCGGGGAGGUGGAGGCCCCUCAGUGCUUCUGAAGAAAGAGAGCCAAGGUCAGAAUCAUUCCCGGCUUCUAUCACCUGCUGUCCCAUCAUCACUUGAAGGCUCCUUGUCACCCAGCAUGUUUGUCCUGAACCCCACGCAGCUUCUCAACCCAGGGUCUCCCAGCCAGCACCCACACCCGGUGCCUGGAGGGCCUACACCCACGGAGGCGCUUUCAAACUGAACCAAUAACCCUUCCUCCUCCAUUCUGACUUCUCCCCGCUGCUGCUCAGUCUCCAGGAGUCUCCAUAAUGUCGAGCUUCCUUGACCUGUAAUUUCUCAGAGGACCCCCCCAUCCCCUGGGGACCGCGGAGUCUAGGAAAGAGGAUGGAAGUCAUAACCCAGAGUGAUCCCACCUAGGAUCAUUCUGGAAACUACUUUUGGUCCAUAGACUGGGACAGUCUUCUUGGACAGUCAGCCCACAAACCUCCUCUAACUCUGUGCAGUGCUCUGUGCCGGGGAACAUCACCUAACUGUGCCUGGUGACAGCACAUGGACUUUUGGCUGGCCCCUGGUUCACGCUGCCACGCUCCCCUCCGCAAGCCUGUGGACUGAGGCUGCCAGAGGCGGCAGUUCCUCCUCCCCAAGGUAGGGGUGAGAAGCGUUUCCGGGCAGGUGUAACUCUCAGAAGCCCCAGCGCCAACGUGGGCCCGGCCAUGGGUGCAGUUUGCGUGCAAGACGCACAGGCUCGGCUCUGUGGCUCUGCGUGUGAAGUGGUGGCGGUGAGUAGUGAAGUGUGGCAGUGAGGCCAGGGCAGGAGAGGCUGCAGAGCUGCCACCCAGCUGACAUCCCAUGGGCUUAGGUGGGGUGGGGGUAGUGGAUUUGCCCCUGUCUGUGGCCCAGUGAAGAAUGCCGGGCUUGAUGGAAAGACUUCUGGUGUGACCUGAGUGUGGUUCUUCAGCUCAGGCCUCUGUCUGUCCUGCUCACAGCCUCCCAGGCUCCAGCCCGAUCACUCUCCAGGAAUGGGGAGAGGAAGCCCAGAGAGCGGGGGAACUGGCUGUUACCUGUGUAAUAUGUUUGCAUUUCAUCUCCCAUGGGGCUCCUUCCCUCCUCCAAGGAGAAUCAGUGAGACCGGCAGGCCCCCAGAACCGGGAGCUUCACCUGUGGCUCCAGGAGAGGAAGGGAGUGGGGGCUGGGAGGGGUGGGGACAGGACCCCACUCCAGGCCAGAGCCCAGGGGCCACAUAAGCCAUGCCAAGGCCAGAGGCGCUAGGUACUUCCCCAGGACAAAGAGGAAAUUUGCAAAGAGGAAGUUGUUGAGUCAUAAGGCACAGCAGCUUUGAGGAGACAGGUUGAACUACAUAGAAGAGGUCCUUGGAAGGGUGGGAGCAUGACUGCCCCAUGGCCCAAAAGGGAGGGAAGGGAUCUGGAAGCAGGUGCGGCAUCUGUUCUUGCCCUGGGGGGAAGGGAGGGGAGAGAGAGAGAGACAGAGAGACAGAGAGACAGACAGAGAGACAGAGAAGGGACAGAAAGUGGCCAUGGAUCCACGCAGCCAUGCAGCCAUACAGCCACCACGGUUUGUGCCGCCUGUGCUUGGUCUGGGGGCAGGCUGAGCUGGACAGAAAUACAGCCCUCAGCAGCCAAGCCGGGUACCACCACAGCUGUCCCUGGGUGUCUUUUCCCACUUCUCACAAGGUGCCGUUUAGACAAUUCAGAACUGAAUUCAAACUCCCUUGCUCUUAGCUGGAGCAGCCAGAUUGUGUCCCCAAAGUCCCUCAGACACACUGUAACUGUUGUCACAGGUUUGCCCAACCGAGCACCCCAAUUUCAGGUUUAGAAGAAUAUUGUCUCGAACUCAGAGGCCAUCAGCUCUGUCCCUCUCUGUGGACACGUGUGAUUCCUUUUCUGAACUACUCCUGGUGUCUGGGUCAUGGGUGGAUCCUGAAGGAAAUGGGAUGGAUAGGUAAGGCACCCAGUAGGGCUCUUGCAGCCUGGAAGAUAACACAGUAUGUGAAAAGUGUUCAAAUAGAGGCACAGACAAAAUUUUACAAGUGCACACACUGUUCCUGGGGGAAGGGUAGGAGGCUCCACUGCAGACCUGACUUAGCUCUGGAUCCUGUUCAGGGACUUUGUCUGAUUCACUGCUAUGCUCCAGGUGGCUACUAUGCCAGCAAGUGGGGGGUCCUCAGGAAAUAGUCAUCUGAAUGAAAGCAUGCAUGCUAAAAAUCAUGUUUUCAAAAACUAUGCAAUGACUUUGAAAAAUGUCUACAAUAUAAUGUUACCUGGGAAGGAAAACUGGUUACUAAUCUGUAAAUACUUACAAAUUCACUUUUGCAAUGAAAAUGCAAAAACAUAGGGGCACCCAGGUGGCUCAGUCUAUUAGGCCGACCUUUGAUUUCAGCUCAGGUUGUGAUCUCAGGGUCGUGAGAUCACGCCCCGAGUCAGGCUCCAUGGUUAGCAAGGAGUCUACUUGAGAUUCUCUUUCCCUCUCUCUCUGCCCCUCCCUGAGCACCCCCAUCCCUGCUCGUGUACAUACUCUUAAAUAAAUAAAUAAAUAAAUAAAUAAAUAAAUAAAUAAAUAAAUGUUUUUUUAAAAAAGAAAAAUAUUUGAAGGGUAUAUC
Messenger RNA from Nyctereutes procyonoides (raccoon dog), 4364 nucleotides. It is a transcript of the gene SPN, whose product is annotated as sialophorin. The record is from RefSeq and is a predicted model, not a curated record. Gene Ontology annotation, biological process: defense response to bacterium; cell surface receptor signaling pathway; regulation of T cell activation. Gene Ontology annotation, molecular function: heat shock protein binding; transmembrane signaling receptor activity. NCBI's taxonomy places the organism in Eukaryota, Metazoa, Chordata, Mammalia, Carnivora, Canidae. Gene Ontology annotation, cellular component: external side of plasma membrane. The transcript is spliced from 2 exons. The coding region runs from base 67 to 1800 and encodes 577 amino acids.